AUGCAGGGAAAAGGCAUACUUUACCCUGAUGACAAAAAGGACAUUGAAUGUCUCAAGCAUGAUCUACAUAUCCGAGGCCACCACAAAUUCGAGCCCGAAGGUACCCCGUCGAGUCAAAAAACCCCGAACGCAUCGACAUAUACUGCUAACUAUGCGGAAAAGAAACGUCUGACAGGCCUAAUCUCCCAUGCUCUACUGCGUAUCCUACAAUGCAUAUUCGCAGUAGUAGUGGCAAUCCUAUACGGGCUUGACCUUCACCAAGCAACAAGGCACAGCAUAAGGGCACACCCUUCUUGGGUCUACGCCGAGGUUGUAGCUGGUCUGUCCAUGAUAAGCUGUAUCAUGCAAUGGAUCUUCAUGACGGCUGUGUGGUACUGGUGCUUUUUGGAUGCUUUUAUCUCUGUUCUGUGGCUGGCGCAGUUUGGAGUGUUUGCUUCACUGUACCUGGGCGCAGAUGAUAAAGAAGUAUUAUCCCCAGCUUCGCCAGGCAGGAUUCAGGCGGCAGUCUGGUUCAAUUUCGUUUGUGUUGUUUUGUGGUUUGUGGCAACAGUCUAUGGUGCUAUAGGUUGCUGUGCUCGUUUUAAGAAAUCACGGCAGAAGAAGAAGCACGCUGGGUCAGGUUUAAUCGUUAAUGGAGGACAAUUGGCAAGUCGUAGCGUGGGCGUUGAGUGA
Fusarium poae is the source of this 672-nucleotide messenger RNA. RefSeq lists its product as uncharacterized. Lineage: Eukaryota; Fungi; Ascomycota; Sordariomycetes; Hypocreales; Nectriaceae. The record is from RefSeq and is a predicted model, not a curated record. The transcript has 2 exons. Bases 1 to 672 code for a protein of 223 amino acids.